GAGCGUUUUAACUGUAACACGCUGGCUACUGUCAAGAGCAGGAAGUAGAUCACUUUCAUUAGUCUCAACUCUGUUUUCUAAAUGAGAUAACAAAUGAUGCCGUUUGUUUUUGUUGACAUGUUGUAACAGGUCAAAGGCAUGCAUGCCAAACAAAAUAAGAAAAUAGGGAACUGCAGACACAGAGCACACUAAUGCUUAUGAUCAGCCCAAGAAUGGCCUCUGGAACACAAGAGAAACAGUACACGCCUUCUUUGCUAAGUUUUUUCAUCUAUAAUCCUAAAUUUGGACCACGUGAGGGGGAGGAGGAAAAGAAAAUCUUGUUUUACCACCCCAUUGAAAUAGAGAAGAAUGAAAAAAUACGCAAUGUUGGACUCUGUGAGGCCAUUGUUCAGUUUACCAGAACCUUCUGUUCAACCAAACCAGCUAAAUCCCUCCACACUCAGAAGAAUAGACAGUUUUUCCAUGAGCCGGAGGAAAAUUACUGGAUGGUCAUGGUUGUUCGGAAUCCAAUGGUGGAAAAACCCAGCAAAGAUGGCAAACCACCGACUGUAGAGUACCAAGAAGAAGAAAUUAUUGAUUCAGUUUAUGGUUCUGUAUUACAGCAGUGCUACAGCAUGUAUAAGCUCUUCAAUGGCACAUUCAGCAGAGCAUUUGAAGCUGGUGGAGUGGAACUGCUUACCCAAAAACUUGAAAAGUUCUUUUACAGGUACCUGCAAACGCUUCACCUUCAGUCAUGUGACCUGCUGGAUGUGUUUGGAGGAAUCAGCUUUUUCCCCUUGGAUAAGAUGACCUACCUGAAGAUCCAGUCUUUUGUUAAUGGAGUAGAGGAGAGCCUGAGUCUGGUCAAAUACACAGCAUUCCUCUACAACGACCAGCUGAUCUGGAGUGGUCUAGAGCAGGAGGACAUGCGCAUUCUGUACAAAUACCUGACAACCUCACUGUUCCCUCGGCACGCUGAACCUGAGCUUGCUGGAAGGGACUCUCCUUUAAGGCCAGAGGUGGCUGGGAAUCUGUUGCACUAUGGUAGAUUUUUAACAGGACCAGCGAAUCUUAAAGACCCAGAUGCAAAAUUCAGAUUUCCCAGGAUAUUUGUUAACACAGAGGACAGUUACGAGGAGCUACAUCUGAUUGUUUACAAGGCAAUGAGUGCAGCUGUAUGCUUCAUGGUAAAUGCUGCAGUGGAUUUAAGUCGGGAGUUUUGUGAGCAACUAGACAGUCUUGUUGGUCCCCAACUCACCCUGCUGGCCUCGGACAUAUGUGAGCAGUACAACGUAAACCGGAGAAUAUCAGGGCCAGAGAAGGAGCCUCAGUUUAAGUUCAUCUACUUUAACCACAUGAACUUGGCGGAAAAAAGCACCAUCCACAUGCGUAAGACAGCCAGCGUGUCCCUUACCUCUGUCCACCCGGACCUCAUGAAAAUCCUUGGAGAUAUUAACUGCGACUUUGCACGGGUUGAUGAGGACGAGGAAAUCAUUGUUAAAGCGAUGACGGACUACUGGGUUGUUGGCAAGAAGUCUGAUCAGAGGGAGCUGUAUGUCAUUUUAAAUCAGAAGAAUGCCAACCUUAUUGAAGUGAAUGAGGAAGUAAAAAGGCUUUGUGCAACGCAAUUCAAUAAUAUAUUUUUCUUGGACUGAAGAGAGAGAUGAGCAUGGACUACUUCACUACACUAAAACUGUCAACUGUUCAGGUUUUACUGACGGCAUCAGUGUAAUGCAAUAAUUGCAUUGUAAAAAAUGAUUUUUCACAUCAUGCAAUUUUUUAGAUUUUUAUUUAAUCUAUAAAAAAUGUGGUUGCUUUCUUGUAAUUAAUGUAAAAUCUGAAUUUUACUGAGAGAGAAUGACUUUUGUGUUUGUUUGUUUGUUUGUUUGUGUGUACACAGUCAUGUUGAUUGUCAUGAUCAUCUCAAAUCUUCAUUUUUGCAUUCAGGUUGUUCAGAUUUGUUUUAUUACUCACAAAAACAUUUAGGGUGACUUUCAGAAUAUAAAUCUUUCAAGCUAUAUUUGUCUCAUAUUUUAAGUGUUAUUACGAUCAUGCUUUGUUAACAUCCAUGACUUAAUAAAUUUUCAUUAAAUUCACGCUGGUCUUGUUCCAGUACUCUGCAGUACA
Molecule: messenger RNA, 2106 nt
Organism: Paramisgurnus dabryanus
Lineage: Eukaryota; Metazoa; Chordata; Actinopteri; Cypriniformes; Cobitidae
Gene: ccz1
Product: CCZ1 homolog, vacuolar protein trafficking and biogenesis associated
Biological process (GO): vesicle-mediated transport
Cellular component (GO): intracellular membrane-bounded organelle; Mon1-Ccz1 complex
Source: RefSeq, a predicted model, not a curated record